Molecule: messenger RNA, 1444 nt
Organism: Aplosporella prunicola CBS 121167
Lineage: Eukaryota; Fungi; Ascomycota; Dothideomycetes; Botryosphaeriales; Aplosporellaceae
Exons: 3
Coding region: 1-1254 (417 amino acids)
Biological process (GO): lipid metabolic process
Source: RefSeq, a predicted model, not a curated record
AUGAGUCCGGAUACGUACAUAGACACUGCGCUGACCCGCUCGGACCUGCUCGUCCUGCAGAACCUGCUGCGCGAUGCCUCGACGGCGGAAAAGGAGCCUCCUUCCGCAGCCGACGACCAUGACCGUCGCGCCGUCGCGGCCAUGGACGCCAUGAACGAUCCGAAACACACCAGUUUCGACCCCACCAUUUUCGUCCUGUGGGACACGCCGGAUAUUAAGCUGCCCGCCGUGGUGGACCGCUACGUCUUCCAGCCGUACGUGCGCUGGGCGCGCAAGGCCGUCCGUGUCGAGACGGACGUCGUGAUGCUCAACCACCUGUUCCUCUACGCCAUGACGUCAAUCCCCAGCGCGCUUUACCUAUUCCACCACUUCACCUGGCUGCAUGCCGUGCUGCACUGCGUGAUGCAGGGUUACUACGUCGGGACGUACAAUCUGAUGAUGCAUCAGCACAUUCAUCAGCGCGGCGUGCUGGCCAAGCGCUUCUGGUUCGUCGACAACUACUUCCCGUACAUCCUGGACCCCAUGUUCGGGCAUACGUGGAACACGUAUUUCUAUCACCACGUGCGGCACCACCACGUCGAGGGCAACGGCCCGGAUGACCUGUCGUCGACGAUCCGGUACCAGCGCGACGACAUUUGGAACCUGAUGCAUUACAUUGGCCGCUUCUUCUUUUUCGUUUGGUAUGAUCUGCCGGGGUACUUCAUCCGCAAGGGCCAGUACAAGACCGGGUUGAAGGCAGGCCUCGGGGAGGUUUCCACUUUCGGCAUGUGGUAUCUGGCUUCUCUGAUCAACUCGCGGGCCGCUAUCUUUGUCUUCAUGGUACCGUUUGUGCUGCUCCGGAUCGGGCUCAUGGUCGGCAACUGGGGCCAACAUGCGUUCGUCGACGAGGUGGAGCCCGACUCUGACUUCCGGUCCAGCAUCACGCUGAUCGACGUAGCCAGCAACCGCUUUUGUUUCAACGACGGCUACCACACCUCACACCACCUGAACCCCAUGCGGCACUGGCGCCAGCACCCCGUGGCCUUUCUCAAGCAGAAGGAGCAGUACGCGGCCGAGCAUGCGCUGGUCUUCCGCAACAUCGACUACAUAAUGAUUACCGUGCGGCUGAUGAUGAAAGACUACAUGCACCUGGCCAAGUGCCUGGUGCCGAUCGGCGACCAGAUUGGCAUGACGCUGGAAGAAAAGACAGCGAUGCUGAAGACGAAGACGAAGAGAUUUUCCGAAGAGGACAUCAAGAGGAAGUUCAGGAACUAAAAGGUAGGACGACGAUUGCAUAGACGGAGGAAGUGAGAAAUUUGGAAAGGCUUGCCACUGCACAUACAUAGGCUUGGGAUCAGCAGCAUAUGAGUAUAAAAAGCAACGGCGCAUGUAGAUAACAGAGAAGGCGCAAGUAGACGUAAGCACGUAUGUACGUACGUAAGCAAGCAACAUCAGCAGCCACGAC